Penicilliopsis zonata CBS 506.65 is the source of this 1440-nucleotide messenger RNA. RefSeq lists its product as hypothetical. Bases 1 to 1440 code for a protein of 479 amino acids. The record is from RefSeq and is a predicted model, not a curated record. Gene Ontology annotation, molecular function: transmembrane transporter activity. The transcript is spliced from 3 exons. Gene Ontology annotation, biological process: transmembrane transport. Lineage: Eukaryota; Fungi; Ascomycota; Eurotiomycetes; Eurotiales; Aspergillaceae. Gene Ontology annotation, cellular component: membrane.
AUGGCGUUCUGGAGUGGACGCCGAAACCAGGAGGGAGACGGUGAGGCAGCCCUAGUGCGACGGCUGGAUCUGUUUCUGCUCACCUUUGGCUGUUUAUCUCAAGUGAUCAAAUACCUGGAUCAACAGAACAUCAACAAUGCCUACGUCUCGGGAAUGAAGGAAGACUUGGAGCUCUAUGGCGACGAACUGAACUACUUCACAACGUACUUCAAUAUCGCGUACGGGCUCAUGCUUAUCCCAUCCCAAGUCAUCCUGACCUAUGUCCGUCCCAGUGCGUGGUUGUCUGGACUGGAGAUCGUCUGGGGUCUUCUGACUGGCCUGGUUGCGACGACCAGCAACGCGAGACAGGUUUACGUUCUGCGGUUCUUCCUGGGCUUGUGUGAGAGCAGUGCCUGGCCGGGUAUGAUGACGUUGUUCAUGUACUGGUAUACCCCCACCGAGCUCGCAAAACGAAUGGGAUUCUACCAUUCCUGCCAGGCCGUCGGCCAGAUGAUCUCGGGCGCUCUGGGGGCCUCCAUCGUUCGACUGGACGGCGUCGCGGGACUGGCGGGCUGGCGCUGGUUAUUUGUGAUCAACGCCCUGAUCACCAUCGUCUGGGGACUCGCGGGCUUCUUCAUGAUCCCUGAUUUGCCCAACAGGCCGAACCGUCUGGCGUCCUGGUUCCGACGGAGCCACGCCGAGCUGGCGAUGGAUCGGCUCGCGCGACAUGGUCGCUCGGAGCCGAAGCAGAUGACGUUGACCGGUAUCCGGCGAACGUUUUCUGGCUGGGUCGUCUAUUUCAUCGCGACGCUCUACAUUGCGACCGUCCUGGGGACAACGGGGUACAGCUACUUCAACUUGUUCCUGCGAUCGCUCCAGAAGGAAGAUGGCAGCCCGCGGUGGAGCGUGUCGCAGGUGAACUCGAUCCCGAUCGCCGGAUCGGCCAUCAACGUCGUCUUCGUCUGGAUCUGGGCCAUCCUAUCCGAUGUCCUGCAGACCCGCUGGAGACUCAUCGUUAUCCAAGCGUGCAUCGGAAUCAUCCCCUGUAUCGUGAUGAGUAUAUGGACGUCUCACCCGUUGUCCAUGGCCAUCUCGGGUGCAUACGCCUCCUACUUCAUCUCGUAUACCUGUCUUGGCACCGCCCCGCUCAUUCUAUCAUGGGUAUCGGAUCUCCUCCCCCAAGACCCCGAAGCCCGCUCGUUGAUCGUCGGGGUGUCGGUUGCGGGGUAUUACGCCGUCUCGGCCUGGUCGCAGGUCUUGCUCUGGCCGGCCUCGCAGGCGCCAUACUACCGGUACGGCUGGGAGAGUGCAUUUCUCUUGUUGCUGUUGACCAUCGCCAUGACGUACCUCCUCCAUCGGAUCGACGUGGGAUACCUCCGGAAAAGGGGGGCCCAAGAAGCAGUCAGUCGUGGAGAGACGCCCCAGGCGACCGAUCCGCUGCUAGGCGAUCAGAGUAAAUAG